Molecule: messenger RNA, 2099 nt
Organism: Lineus longissimus
Lineage: Eukaryota; Metazoa; Nemertea; Pilidiophora; Heteronemertea; Lineidae
Exons: 6
Coding region: 11-1177 (388 amino acids)
Source: RefSeq, a predicted model, not a curated record
UGCAGCAUCCAUGGCAUUGGCAUUGCAGACUCGGACUGCAGCCAGCGAUGUCGUCGGUGAUCUAGAUCAGACAGGGCGACAUACAGGUAGACGUUUUCUUCAACAGAUAGUGAAGCUGAAAGAGUAUGACGACAAGUGGUGGGGCUCUUUGGAAUGUUUCAUUAAAGGCACUCGCAUGGACAAAUUUGAUCUCGAUCUUGAUGCUGCAACAUGUUCACGAAUUCACCAAGUGUUCUCGAGUCAUGUGCAUGGUCCAGAGAGUAGACAUGAUGGAAAUGAAGAACUUAAAGAAGAGCAAGAUUUGGGAUUUUGGCCCCGUGUUCGACAACAAGUGUCUGAUCAAAGGAUCAAAUUGUCAAAAAUGUACAACAGGGCCAAGGAGUCCCAGGCACCGUAUGAGGAGGUUAUCAGCCUUCAUCAUGUCCAGCAGUUUUUGGAACUCCUGGCUGAUAUCUUACACAGGACAUCUUGUGGUUUAGUUCCAAAAGAAGCAGCAUUCAUGAAUUUAUUCCAGAGGUAUGCUCAGCUGUGUAAAUUGUAUCUCAGUCCUGGAGAUACCAUCACCCGCAAGAUGACGGUUCUCGGAUAUACAGUCAAAUCCAUGCCUGAUUUCCAGUUCCGAAGCAAGGAUGAGAGCAGAAAUGAGUUCUUGGUGAUAACUGUUGGAGAGUGCAAGCCAUCUGUGUGUCGUAAAGGUUCAUCUGAGAAGACAUAUGGUCAUGAUAGCCCAAGCACAAUUGCUGCAAAAAGACGUCGACUGAGUGGUUUGCCAGAAAAGCAAGACCAUGACGCUUCUGUUCAUGAUAAAGCCGUGCAACAUAGCCCCAGAACAGCACACAGACUGAGUGAAGAUGAAGUCGCCAUUGCUGAACUUGGCUGCAAACUGAGCGGACAACAUGCUUGUGAUCUCCUGUUGGAACUGCCUCAUUCAGCCAUGAAAGCAUAUGGGAGGGGAACCUGUAUGCUUGGACUUAUCAUUGAAGGAACUAAGGUGCGAUUGACUUGCCUUGAAAUGAAAACAGAACAUCUGGAGAAGAUUCAGUCCUCGACAGAACCUAUUGAUGAUGAAGAGGCAACACUCCACUAUACCAGAGCAUACGAUAUGUUGAAUUGCAACGACCGGAAACAUUUGGAUUACAUAUUACUGACUCUGGCCUUCCUAAAUCCACACAUGUAGUGCCCCAAGAAAGAGUACGGUCACUCUGCGUGAAGGUGCCACAUACAGAGCAAACGAAACUGGUUUUCUGCCCGUCAACAGAUGGGAGGCAACUUCCAUGCAUAUGGGCUUCCGUAUUCGACUGGAGCCAUGUUCUAGCAAACACUGCUCAAGUGGACAAAGAUGGACAUCCAUGCAUUGUAUGCUUGAGGGGGCUAGGGGAUGGUGAAUAUACUGGACUGCUCGAGGGAGAACAUUACACUGAUCCAUAAUACACAAAGUAACCUACUAGAUAUUUGACAAGGGAGCUCAUCAAGGCCUCUGUCGAGCUCAUUUGCUAUGGUGUUGGUGGGACAGAGAACACCAGCCCCAUGGCUUUGGCUCUGUCCAAAAGUGUAUGAUGGACUAGUGCAGUGUGUUACAGGCCUCCUAAAUGCUCACUGUAUCAUGUUCCAGAUUGCCCCUGUAUACAUAUACAUCCAGGACAAACAAGCAGGGGAAUAGGACAGAUUGUAGGGAACAAGAGUCCAUUCAGUCGAGUUCCAAGAGGAAAUGGUGAAAACUGGCACAUGCAUUGGGAAAUCUAUCAUGGAUUGCAAAUAACCUUGGCAUCAUUUUCACUUGUUCCUCGAGUAUAAACAAUUUCUUGACCUUGAACAGAAGGGAGAAAGAGGACAUCCAGUUCGAUAGAAAAUUAAUGAGUGUUCUCUUUAUUACACUUUUUUUCAAUAGAAAUCAUGGAAAGAACGAAACAUUAUUCUUAAUGAGAGACUGACUCAACUCACUAGAAAUAGGCAAAACAAACAAAAUGGCAGUGAAACUAGCUAUCUGGCAAGAACAUUUUAGAGAAUCUGUCAUGAUAGUCUCAUUUCAAUCUAUAGAAAAAGGCUUUGAUUGCUUUGCCUUGAAUGGUGCCUGGAUCAUUAAACAACUUGUCUCACAA